GGGUUUUGCGGGGCGGAGUGGUCCCCACCCCGUCGCCACGGUCCCCCAGAAGGCCACUGAACCAGGCGGGGCGGGCUAGAGUGCGGGGUGAUCCCGGGCUGCGCGGGAGGGAUCCCGGAGGCAAACCCCGCCCUGUCUUCCUGCACCUGCCCUGGUGGCUGUUUCGCGCUCCCGAAAUGCCCUCUGCGAGAGAAAUGCCCAAGGCAUGGGUCACUGCGGCCACCUCCCGCAUCCAGGGACAUAGCCGUUUCAUCCAGGGACAUAGCUGUUUCAUCCAGGAGUGGCCUCGCCGCCAGUGUUACAGCUUAACUGUUGUCCUCCCAUGCUGUGGGGGACUGGAGCGUAAUUGCCCAGAAAUGAAGGCCAGUUUCCUUUUGAAAAGGGCCAGCAGGAAGGAUUCGAGCCAAGGACACAGUUAGGAAAGCAACCUGAUGUCUACAUUAGCGGGAAUUCUUCUCUCUUGUGGCCUUAGUUCUUUCUCUAGACACAAAGGGCUCUGUGUUGUCACCAUCUGUGCUGCCUAGCAAGAACAGUUAGCAAACUUAAGGUUUAGCCUGCCAGGUUUUUUCCAUCAGACGCCUGAAAGCAGUGGCCCGAGCCUUCAAUUCCUGGUCAGAAAUACUAGGGUUCCGGAAAUGCCAAAGCAGUGGUGAGAUUCGAGUGCGAUUUUGUUUACUGGUGGCAGUAAAGGCAACUUGAAUGAAAAUAAACAACUGAUUUGGAGAAAAGAAAUGCCCAUCCAGGUUCCCGACAGAUAAUAAAUGCUCAGUAAAUCUUCAUGGUGGAACUGAAUUUCAGGGCAAAGGAUGCGUUUUAUAUCUUUGUAUGUGUCAUCUUGGGUACCCAGCAUAUUGCCAGGCAUCAGUUUUGAAGGUUAGGGAAUCCAAAGCUUCUGAAAGAACAAUUGUAGUUGCUGGUCUUCCAGUUGGUUUUGUUAAUGAUCAGUUACUGACCACAUUACUGAAGAUUCACUUCCAAGAUACUGAGAAUAAGGGUGGAGUUGUUGAAGAUGUGAUGUAUCCAACAAGAACCAAGGGUGUUGCAUAUGUAACAUUCAAAGAAAAAGAAGUUGCAGAGAACGUGGUCAGAAAAAAACACUGUCUAGCAGAGAAGGUUGGACCUGCUCAACUCACAGUCUCUCAUUUUGGUGAAAAGGUCUUCAGCUCUGUACAUGCUGUCCUUGAUCUUUCUGUUUUUCGGAGUCAAGUCCGUCUAGAAAACGUGGUAAUGGACCUUAAAAGGGAAAUCUCAACCUUAGGCUUCAGUCCUUUGGGAGCCAAUGGAAGAAUCUCUGUUCAAGGAUCAUUUCUGGCUAUCAAGAAGCUCAAAGAACUUUUGCUAUUAAAAGUAAGUUCUCUUUUAGAAAAAAACAGGAGUGGACAGAGCCCAAGAGGGAGUAUGCAGAGAAGCAGUCACUCUUUAAAGUCACUCAGGUCCUCAAUACCUGAGACUCUGAGGAGUGGAGAAAGUCUUGUUCUCGACACAGAUGUUUUCCUUUACCUGAAAAACAAGAGUGGAUUUUAUGAAAGCACAUUGAAAAAAUUUCAUGUUCAAUGUCAAGAGAGAGUGGAUGGUGACAUUACCACAGUUUGUAUAAAGAAUGUUCAAGAUAGGUCUCAGCCAAACAAGGCAAAACAGGUAAAAGAACUCAUUGAGAAGUAUUCACAUGCUCUUUCCUUUGAGCUUAGAAAGGAGACAUUUAUUUUGGAAGGAAAGGAACAUAGAGAGAAAAGAAAUAUUAAGUUGGCAUGUGAACAAGUAAGUUCGAGGUGCCUUCAGGUUCUGGUUAAUUUUUAUGAGACACACAUUGAUGUUAUAGGAUCUUCUUCUGACAUAUACUUGUUUAAAAAAGAGGUCAUGAAGUUAACAAGGCAAAAAGUUAGGUAAUAAAAUGUCAACAAUGGUAACAAUAAUGGCUACUGCUUUCCCUCACAUGGUGAUGCCAUGUGUGAUGCUGGCUUUACCUACAUUUUCUUAUUUAAUUCUUUCAUCGUAGGCAUUGCUAUCCUCAUGUUAUAGGAUUUAAGGAGGUUAAAACACUUGUUUGAAGUUAUUCAGCUGGCAAAAAGUGGGGCUAGAGAAAAACCCAGUCUAUCUGACUACAAAGAUAAUAUCUAAGGCAUAAAACUUCGAAAAAAAGAAACUCACUAAAUUUUGGGGAAACCUCACUUUUUCUGCAACCCCAAAAGUCUUAGAAAAAGGGGUAGCCUUAAUUCCAACAUGUGAGAAGGCAGAUGAUUAUUAUAAUGCAAUUUCCAAUUUCUUAACAUUUACAAAGUCCAUUUACUCCAAAUAAUUAGGAUGCUGGCAAAACUCACUUGAGAAGCUACUUGGAUGGUAAAUGUUUCUGAUGCAGGUAGUCCUUACUUGACUAAAUCUCAUUAUACUGGGCGUAUGGGACAUUUUUACUGCUGCUUACUUAGCCUAAGUGCUUACAUAAAAUGUUGGUUCUUCUGUUAGAGUUAUGAAGGAAGUAUGGUGUCUUUAUAAUUGUAUUGUUCAAGUAAUAUCAUUUCAAGAAUAAGAUCACAGACCAUAAGAAUAACAGCAAACACUUAGUUGCCAGGCAUAAUUUUAAGUGCGUUGCAUGUCUUUACUCAGUCCUGACAGCAGCCCUGUGAGGUCGGUGCUGUCUUUGUCCCCUUCCACAGGUGAGGAAACUGAAGCCUAGUGACGUAGUGCACCUUGCCUGUGCUCUUAGUUACGGAACUGUGCUUCUCCCAUUCAUAGUCUCCCACGGUUCUACUUAAACACUUGAGAAGUGUUUGCUUAAAGAUGACAGAAGGAUUUGAAAAUGCCUUCCUGAAGAAGGGGAGCCAGAUUUUGUCAUUUGAUUAUCUCUCACAGCCCUGCAUUUGACUCUGGAUUAAGCCAGUGUUAAGUAACCGGGGCAUUGCAGAGAACCUCCCAGGAUAAUAAAAUGUAUAUCUCUUGCUCUUGUCAGAGUAAGCAAACAUGGUUAUGAUGAUUUGAACUAUUUUUAUCAGUAGAAAAGGAUAAGAAAAGUCUCUCUCUCUGUGUGUUCAUCUUUCUUAGGCAUCUAAAUCCCAGAUAUGUAAAUGAUUUCCAUUUCUUUAAAUAUGUUAUUUCAUUUCUGUAUGAGUAAACAUUCUGUCAUGCGAAACUUCUGUUUAUAUCAAGUGCCCAAUAACGUAUCUUUAAAAUCUUUGAUUUUCAUUUUGCUUCUAAUGGUUUGUCUCAGUCUGUGUCCAAUCAGGAGAGAGAAGGCACACAGUCAUUUGAACAGGGAAAGUUUAAUAUAAAGAAUUGUUAACCAUGACAGGAGAUUGGAAUAAUGAGGGAUUGGCUAGUAAGAAAUAGAAAGAACUCUGCCACAUACAGGAAUAACAGAUAUAAGGAGUAGUUAGAUAGAGCACCCUGCACCCCAGGACUGCAAUCCAGACUUUGCUGGAAGAUUUGUGCCAGGGGAUCCUGCUGGAAGUCCAUCCUCUAGGGUGCUGGAGGAAUCCGUUCACGGGUGUCUCACCAGGGGCCUCCAUUACAACCUGCCCAGGGGGGUUGCUGCGGGGAACUGCUGGUGGCUGGGAGCUGCUGGCCAGUGUGUACCACAGGCACUGAAUGCUGGGGGGGUCUCGUGUGUGGGGGCUGGACACUGGAGCAGCUGACCACGCUGCACCAGCCUGACACGCUGAGGAAGUGGGUAUUCCGCCUCGGAGCUGGAUUCCAAGGAGCCUCCCGGUUGAACACACGGAAGUAGGAACAAGGCUCUUUCCUCCAGCAGUGCCUCUCCAGCGCCCUCUACUGAGAAAGCUUAACAUUCCUGUCAGCUACAAAGGAAAAAUGUGUUGAAGGACCCAGAUUUGUUUUUAAUGAGUAGGCAAAUAGGAUGAAUUUAAAGCUGAGUCAAUAAAAUGGCAACUGGCGGAGUUCUAUUUGAUACCUGCCGAGGCUUUUCAUUAUUACCACAAAUUUAAUACCAAUAAAAUAAUCUUUCAACAAAGAGCUGGAUCCGAAUAGUGGGGCUCAUUCCUUGACUGGAUAGACACUAAAUGCUAAUUGAUUUACAGGUAUGAAUAUAACAUCUUCUGCUCGAGAAGACUGUGUAUUUCAGGUGUUUUACAUACUGCUGUCUCUCUUUAUAAUAUGCAAGUUGUGUAGCCAGUUUCUAUCCUUAAUAAAAACUGACAUUUUUAAAUUUUCAAA
Camelus dromedarius (Arabian camel) is the source of this 4164-nucleotide messenger RNA. RefSeq names its product RNA binding motif protein 43 (gene RBM43). The coding region runs from base 826 to 1887 and encodes 353 amino acids. Gene Ontology annotation, molecular function: RNA binding. The record is from RefSeq and is a predicted model, not a curated record. Lineage: Eukaryota; Metazoa; Chordata; Mammalia; Artiodactyla; Camelidae. The transcript has 5 exons.